AUAUAUUUAAACCCAAACCGUCUAAGCAAGCCACAAAACAUUGAAAUCAAAUUAAUAUUUUGCUAACUUAGCUUAUAACACAAUCACGCCUUAGUUAAUCAGUUGUUUUUCCUCAUCAUGGGUUACUCAGCUUUGGUAAGUAAGCUUGUCUGUUUUGCAAUUUUGUGCCUCGUGACUUUCGGUCCCAAGGCGGAAGGAGCUGUGACAUGUGGUCAAGUUGUGAACAACUUAACCUCUUGUGUUUCUUACAUUAUGUAUGGUGGGAACACUGUGCCUGCGCAGUGUUGCAAUGGAGUAAGAAACCUUAAUGCCAUGGCUCAAACCACCCCAGACCGUAGAGCUGUUUGUAGCUGCAUUAAGAAUGCUGUUAGCUCAAGUGGUUUCACUUACUCUAAUACAAACCUUAACCUUGCUGCUAGUCUUCCAAGGAGAUGUGGGGUUAACAUUCCUUACCAGAUCAGCCCCAAUACCGACUGCAACAGUGUGCACUGAUGUUGAAACAUGACGUGUGGAGAAGUCACUGAAGUGGGAAGUUAUGUUAGAUUAUAGUGUGUGGGAAUAAGAGGCUACUUUCAUGAGUGACGUGAGAAUGAUCAUCUGAAGUUGUUUCUUUAUGGCUUUGUACUAGUUUUAUUGUACUGUAUCGUGUGUUUGUGUGUACUGUGUGGUUUGUGCUAUUUGUGUAAGCUUAUUGUGGGAAGUGUGGCAGUAAUAGAGACUUAAGAAGUAGAACAAGUUGAUGGAUGUGAGUAAUCUGUUGUUGUUUAUUAACUAAUGAUGUGUUUUGUUUAUUUGGGAACAAAAUUUUGAAAACUUGAUUAGGCUAGAUGAAUGUUUUUACCUCAA
This is a messenger RNA of Cicer arietinum (chickpea), 846 nucleotides long. RefSeq names its product non-specific lipid-transfer protein 1-like. The record is from RefSeq and is a predicted model, not a curated record. Gene Ontology annotation, molecular function: lipid binding. NCBI's taxonomy places the organism in Eukaryota, Viridiplantae, Streptophyta, Magnoliopsida, Fabales, Fabaceae. Gene Ontology annotation, biological process: lipid transport.